AUGUUCUACGUGACGAGAAUAGCGACCCGUUACGAGGAGGUCGGCGAAGACGAGUUGGGGAAUCCGAUCGUGAUGCCGGAGUUUGUGGCAGCAGCUCGAACUCCGCUCGAUAGCCACGACAUACCGAUAGCCACGACCGAAUUUAUCCAACCAAGAAUGACGCGUCCCAAUGCUUUAGAACAAGAAAUACUACCAGCAACUGCCGCUCUGGGGAUUACUGCGGAGACACAAUUCAAUACGUCAAAUGGCGAACCGCAACCAAGUACGUCAGGAUACCAACCUCAACAUGGAUCUAGGAACCGGGACAGACGAGAGAGCAGCUCUGGCAUUGCACCACGAGCGGAACCGGAGGACACUGAUAGUGAUGAAUUCUUUGAAGCGGAAGAUCAUGAUUCCUCACCGCCAAACACUUCGCCAAUAGUUCCCUGCAACCCUUCAACAGCAAUAUCAACUGAGUUGACACUCUACUCGGCGCUGGGAGACUGUGAACGAGCUCUACAGCUGUUCUUCAACAAUAAUCUUGACGGAGCCAUAUCUAUUAUGACCCCGUGGAAAGACGUAUCUCUAUACCACGCACACGGUGCUGCUAUUUUCGAGUUCAUACCGGCGAUGCUAACCCUAGAUCCGGUUCAAAUACAAAAAGCAAACGACGCUUUGAGACAUACUUUCGAACUGUGCUCACAACAUCGCCGGAACUACAACUUUGUUCAGUCCAUUGGAGCCAUCAUUAGGAGGCCGAAUUACGCGACUUAUUCUGAGGAAGAGGCACACGCUGAACUCAUUCACGCUGAGGCAGUGAUGCUGCAGGCGUGUCUGGGAGCUCUCGAGGGUGAAGAUGUAGCGGGCUUAGUGAAGGCCUCCUUCCGAAUUAAAUCGUCCUUUAACAGCUACAAGCAAUGCGCUAAGAUAUUGUCGCGGAAGGACUGGGAGAGUAAUGAGUGUAAGGCUCACUUUGAAAGCGGCGUGAGGCUUGGCCUGGCGACUUUUGAUGUCAUGAUAUCACUACUACCUCCCCGCCUGAUAACGCUCUUGGAGUUUAUAGGAUUCAGCGCUAAUAAGGAAAAAGGCAUAGAAGAUCUGAAGACGGAGGCCAAAUCCCCAGGAUUACGGUCCGUGCUAUGUUCACUGACUCUCUUGAUCUAUUAUCUAGUUAUUGGACACUUUGCAGCUAUUGUACCGGAUUAUUUUGCUACGGAACAAAUGAUUUCUAGAGGAUUGGCGAGGUAUCCAAACAGCGUGUGGUUUACGAUGUUCAAAGCUCGGAUGUUACUACUACGGGGUAUGAUCAAUGAAGCGGUGGAAUCUUAUCAAACAGCGACUCGAACUGAGAAUCUAUGGCCGCAACUAAAACAUCUAUGUUACUGGGAAAUGAUAUGGGCAUAUGGAAUAAUGAUGGAAUGGUCACAAGCCGCGUGGUAUGCGAGUAGACUUGGCGUUGAGAGUAAGUGGUCCCGCACUAUCUACAUGUAUACGGAGGCCGCCAUGCACUUAGAGCGGGGAGACGGACUCACUACUGACCAAAGGAGACACUGUGAACUACUACUCAGGAAGGCCACAAGCUACAAACAAAGACUGAUGGGUCGCUCUCUGCCAAUGGAGAAGUUCGUCAUUCGUCGUUGUGAGAGAUGGCUUCGUCGCGGAUACCUUACCCUGCCCGGCGUCGAGUUGAUGUGUUUGUGGAACAUGUUUCCAUCACUCGCCGCCGAGCCCCACUACGCCGACAGAAUGCUGAAACACAUCGAAAAAUUAUGCGACGAAGUUGAAUCUACCCUGAGAAGCAGACGAAGCGACCCUAAUAAUGACACACCAAGCUAUGAUAAGGAGGACCUCGCUGUGGUCAAAUAUUUGAACGGCAGUCUAUUGGCCGCUAUGUCCUUACCGAGACUCGCUUUGAGACAUCUCGAAAUGGUGCUAACGAUGAAAGACGAGAUUAAGGACGGCACACAUCUAGUGCCUUUCACGACCGUCGAGAUAGCCAUGUGCCACUACGCGCUCGGAGACUCAUACCAGGCCGUGGAUUUGUUACACGAUGCGAGGAAAAAAUACGCUGGUUACUUACUAGAAGCUAGACUACAGUUCCGCAUACAUUCGAAAUUAGAGUUGAUAAACGCUGGUGCAGCGAAUACUGUUGUGGCUGGAACUACCGCUAGUGCUGUACCUAUGGCGAGUGUUAACGCGCUCGCAUCUCGACCAUCGACAUCGACAUCGACAUCUAGCAGAGCCAUCACUACGUCCAGAGAAAUAGUUGAGAACAGAUCAGGAAGGAUUACGACUAGGGAAGUCUUGAAUACGAUAGCUGAUUCAAGAGCGAUAAUGGCAGCUAGUUCGCAUGUUAGGAACGAACCUGAAGAGGUGGCUCUCCAGCGAUCGAAUCCAGGGCAUGAGCGAACACGAGCGAACACGAGCGCGAACACGAGCGCGAACUCGAACACGAACAGAUGA
Messenger RNA from Danaus chrysippus (African queen), 2442 nucleotides. Lineage: Eukaryota; Metazoa; Arthropoda; Insecta; Lepidoptera; Nymphalidae. The record is from the annotation of a GenBank genome assembly.